AUGUUGACCAGGACGAAAGCACACCGAUUGCUUGUUGGUCUGAUUUCUCUCGCUCUGUGGUCGUCAUCAGCAUUUGUAGCUGAUCCUCGUGGUGGUUUUGCGAAAAGAUGGGAUUCCAACCAGAGGCUAUCGGUUGAAUGCGGUGUGUCAGCUUCCGACCUGGUCACGAAUACUUCGCCACCCUCCGAUCAAGUGAGAGCAGCCGAAACGACGAGUAGAGAUAGCUCCCCGUCAGCUGAAACGGCAACUCUUUGCAUAAUUGGUGGUGGUGUGAGUGGGCUUGUGGCUGCAAUAACUGCAGCGAAGAACGUUGAGGGAGAUGACAAGAUUGUGCUACUGGAAGCUUCAGACAGAGUCGGCGGAAGAGUCCAAUCGGAUCGGACCCAAGACGGAUUUCUCCUGGAUAGGGGCUUUGCUGUGUUCAUCGAAGAGUAUCCAAUGGCCAAGAAACUGCUAGACUAUGACAAGCUCAAGCUGAAAAGGUUUUUACCUGGAGCUCUGGUAAAGAUUCGCGACAAUAAAGGCAAGGGAAAGCUGGUGAAAGUCAGUGAUCCACUGCGAAGGCCCCGAGAUCUUUUCUCGGCACUCGUCUCGCCGGUUGGAUCCAUCAAAGACAAGACCAAACUGGUUCCUCUUAUUGUAAAUGUGAGACGAAAGUCAAUAUCGGCUCUCUUUGAAGAACCUGAAACGACAACCGCAGAAGCGCUACAAGAACGAUGGGGCUUCUCUAGCAAGAUGAUGGACAGGUUCUUUCGUCCAUUCUUUGAAGGCAUUUUUCUGACUCCUCUCGAGCAGCAAAGUUCACGAAUGUUCUCCUUUGUGUUCAAAAUGUUGUCUGAGGGAAGUGCGACGCUGCCUGAAAAUGGCAUGGGAGCCGUAGCCCAACAACUGGAAGAGAAUGCCCUCUCUCUCGGUUUAUCCAUCCGAACCAACAAUGCAGUCACCAAACUCUCGCAUAAUGAGUCUGGCGGCUUUGUUAUGGAAACUGCACAGUCUACUGUAGAAGCUGAGAACGUUAUUGUCGCCACUGAUGUGGGCAUUGCACAAAGGCUUCUUUCGCAACUGGAGGGUUUUGAAUUUCUAUCUGAGGAAGCCACCCCAGUCACGCAACGCUCUGUUGGUUGCCUCUACUACGCCUUUGAAGGUGAAGCCCCAGUGUCAGAUCCUUUGUUGAUUCUGAACGGCGAAGGCCAAGAUCGAGAUUCCUAUGCUAGUCCUAUCAACAACGUUUGCUUUCCUUCAGUUGUGAGUGCAGACUACGCACCAGAGGGAUUCGGCUUGUGCAGUGUGGCCAUACUCAAAGGAGCGAUGGAUGCCUACCAAGGAAAGGAAGAAGAGCUAGACAUUGCUGUACGAAGCCAGCUUGCUGACUGGUUUCCAGACUACAGCAAAGACAUUGGAGAGAAGUGGGAACUGAAACGAAUCUACUACAUCCCUAAUGCCCAACCACUACAGCUCGGGACAGCUUCCCCAGCGACAGUGAAUGGAGGUCGUGACAGCAGCACAAUUCUAGGAAGAGAAUUGCCAAGUGGUCUCUUUCUGUGCGGGGAUUACAUGGCGACAGCCUCGUUGAACGGGGCUCUGGAAAGUGGAGUCAAUGCUGGAAUGGCAGCAGCAGCAACGAAGAUAGUGACCAGAUGA
This is a messenger RNA of Seminavis robusta, 1641 nucleotides long. The record is from the annotation of a GenBank genome assembly. Lineage: Eukaryota; Bacillariophyta; Bacillariophyceae; Naviculales; Naviculaceae.